GAACACUUGGACGGCAUAACAAAAAAAAGAAAAAAAAAAGGUUCAACCUUUGAGAUUAGCAAUGGCGGAUUCGUCUUCCGACAAGGAGAAGAAAGAGAGUAGUAUGCAGCCGGUGUAUCGUGGAGUCCGUAUGAGGAGCUGGGGCAAAUGGGUAUCGGAGAUUCGUGAGCCGAGGAAGAAAUCGAGAAUCUGGCUCGGUACUUUUCCGACGGCUGAGAUGGCUAUGCGCGCUCACGACGUUGCGGCUAUGAGCAUCAAAGGAACCUCAGCCAUUCUCAAUUUCCCAGAGCUCUCUGAUUUAUUGCCACGACCCGUUUCGCUCAACCCUCGUGACGUCAGAGCUGCGGCGACCAAAGCCGCUUUCAUGGACUUCGAUACGACGCCGCUUCGUUCCGAGACUAGCGAAACCACGACGUCGAACAAAAGGUCGGAGACUGGGGAAACGACGUCGAAUAAGAGGUCAGAGAGUAGUAGUAGUAGUGUGAGCAGCGAAACGGUGUCGUUCUCUUCGUCUUCGUUCUCUGUGACGAGCAUUGAGGAGAGUGCAGUCUCGGACGACCUUGACGAGAUCGUUGAGUUACCGAGUCUAGGCACCACGAGUUUAAACGAGUCAAACGAGUUCGUGGUUUUUGACUCGUUGGAAGAGUUAGUGUACAUGCCUCCUUGGUUAAGCGGUACGGAUACAGAUGACUUUACGUAUAACAAUGCUUCUUCUUCUUCGUUGAACUCAUCAGUUUUCGAAUCUUGGAAACACUUUCCCUGAAAAAGUAAUAUCUUCUCUGUUUUUUUUUUUUUUUUUUUUUGGGGNUUAGUUUUUUGAUGGGAGUCUCUGUGUUUUUGCGUUGCCUGAGAUAUCUCUUUAAUUAAGAUGAUGAUGAUGUUUGUGGAAUUAGAUAACUUUUUUUUGAUGUUCUUCUCCUUCUCUUCGUACUCGUAGUCCGGUUAUGGGAAUGUAACUGUGUAUAUUUUGCUAUGGGUUUAGCCGGAAAUAAUGUGACAGUAACCAUGUAGUUUUCAAUUUUGCAAGAUGGUUAGAUUCUCAAUUUACACCAAAACAUGUUGUCUGGUU
Messenger RNA from Camelina sativa (false flax), 1069 nucleotides. The record is from RefSeq and is a predicted model, not a curated record. Lineage: Eukaryota; Viridiplantae; Streptophyta; Magnoliopsida; Brassicales; Brassicaceae.